Messenger RNA from Salarias fasciatus (jewelled blenny), 2036 nucleotides. RefSeq names its product protein phosphatase, Mg2+/Mn2+ dependent, 1E (gene ppm1e). The record is from RefSeq and is a predicted model, not a curated record. Gene Ontology annotation, molecular function: cation binding; protein serine/threonine phosphatase activity. The transcript has 8 exons. Gene Ontology annotation, cellular component: nucleus. Gene Ontology annotation, biological process: protein dephosphorylation; negative regulation of protein kinase activity. NCBI's taxonomy places the organism in Eukaryota, Metazoa, Chordata, Actinopteri, Blenniiformes, Blenniidae. The coding region runs from base 167 to 2035 and encodes 622 amino acids.
AUCCGAAAUCCCUGAUAACGCGGUGCGCGCUCCCGCUCGGCUCUGAAUGGGGGCUCAGUCCAGCCUGUGACAGCUCGUCCGGUUGCGCGCAACUCUCCCGGGCUGCUCCGAGACUCUCCGCCAGACCACGGCGGCCCCGCUUCCUCCGCCCGCUCAGGAAUGAGAAAUGAUGGCCGGCUCUGCAACAGAGGAGAAAACCUUCCGACGGUUCCUGGAGCUCUUUCUGCGGGAGAUGAGGAUGCCUCUGCAGGACAGCGACCCGCCGCCGCUGCGCCCCUUGACGGACCUGGUGUCUGAGGAGGAGGUGGAGGGGGAAUGCCUCGACCUGUGCCUCCAGCACCUCUACAAAUAUAACUGCCCCUGCUCCCUGGCCGCCGCCCUGGCCCGGGCCACGGCGGACAGCGUCCAUCAGGCCGACCUCUCCAUCCACAUCCUCAUUAAGGCCGUGGAAGAUGGAGCUGACCCGCAACCACAGAUGGAGGCGGUGAAGCUGGCCCGCCAGGUGUUCAACAGACUGUUCGACCUGUGCUGCCUCUGGCUCAAGGAGCUGCCGUUCCGCCGCCGCCCGCAGCCGUACUACGAGACGUCCAUCCACGCCAUCAAGAACAUGAGGCGCAAGAUGGAGGACAAGCACGUCAUCAUCCCCGACUUCAACACACUCUUCAACAUCCAGGAUCAGGAGGAACAGGCUUUCUUCGCCGUGUUCGACGGUCACGGCGGGGUGGACGCGGCCAUCUACGCGGCCAAUCACCUCCACGUGAACCUGGUGCGACAGGAGUCCUUCAGCCAGGACCCCGGGGACGCGCUGCGCAGGGCCUUCAAGCUGACCGACGAGCGCUUCGUGAAGAAGGCCUCACGGGAGAACCUGCGCUGUGGCACGACGGGCGUGGUGUGCUUCCUGCGGGGCCGCACGCUGCACGUGGCCUGGCUCGGAGACUCCCAGGUCAUCCUGGUCCGGAAAGGACAGGUGGUGGAGCUGAUGAAGCCGCACAAGCCGGACCGUGAGGACGAGAAGCAGAGGAUCGAGGCUCUGGGAGGCUGUGUGAUCUGGUUCGGCACAUGGAGGGUCAACGGCAGCCUGUCUGUUUCCAGAGCAAUCGGUGACUCGGAGUACAAACCCUACAUCUGCGGCGAUGCAGACCACAACAUUUUCCCGCUGGACGGCUCGGAGGACUACCUGAUCCUGGCGUGCGACGGCUUCUGGGACACCGUGAGUCCCGACGAGGCGGUGCGGGUGGUGAGCGACCACCUCCAGGAGAACGCCGGCGACACCAGCAUGGUGGCCCACAAGCUGGUGGCGUCGGCCCGGGACGCCGGCUCCAGCGACAACAUCACGGUCAUCGUGGUGUUCCUGCGGGACCCUCGCUGCCCCGCGCCCGCCAGCACCGAGGACGAGGAGGAGGCGGGCGCGAUGGAGGGCGAGGCGGCAGAGGCGGAGGAGGAGGAGGCGGAGGUGGAGGAGGAGGAGCAGGAGGAGGAGGAGGAGGAGGAAGACGAGGCGGGCAGGGUGGAGCGUGACGGCGGGGAGGGGGGCAGCACUGCGGACAUCGGGGGGAAGGGCCGCGGCGGCUGGCCCCUGCAGCAGUGCUCCGCCCCCGCAGACCUCAACUACGAAGACCGGGCAGAGUCGUUCACGGACAGAACUAGCCUCAGCCUGCUGGGGCCGUCGCUGGAGGGCCGCGUCUCGCUGGCCCCCGCCUCCAGACGGCCCUGCUUCGAUUUUAGCCCCAACGUCUUUGCCGCCUCCCGCAGCUACCGAGAGGCGCGCCCGCCGAGGCGCCGGCCCCGCGCCCUGCUCCAGGAGCUGGGCGCCUCCGGCCUGACGGACGCUCUGUGGCCGCAGACGGCCGCGCCGCUGGGCCGGGCCGCCUGGCAGAGCCACCGGCUGGGCCACGGCCGGCGCCGGUGGGUCCGGAGGUGGCCGGGCCGGUCCAGGGAGCCGCCGGGCCCGUCGCCGUCCGGCCUUCUGCUGGCCUGCGCGCGGCACCACUUCGCCGCCGCCGCGCCCCGACUGCCCCACGACGGCGCCUUCUGAA